GGCUUUCGAAUCUGAAAUUCGAUUUUACUCUGGAAAUGACCCCCUGGAUGUUUGGGACAGGUAUAUUAACUGGACAGAGCAGAACUAUCCUCAAGGGGGGAAGGAGAGUAACAUGUCAACGUUACUAGAGCGCGCUAUAGAGGCCCUACAGGGAGAGAAGCGUUAUUAUAGUGACCCCCGCUUUUUCAGUCUUUGGCUCAAAUUGGGGCAUCUGUGCAAUGAGCCCUUGGAUUUGUACAGCUAUUUACACAGCCAGGGGAUUGGCGUCUCCCUUGCCCAGUUCUACAUUUCAUGGGCUGAAGAAUAUGAAGCCAGAGAAAACUUCAAGAGAGCAGAUGCAGUGUUCCAGGAAGGGAUUGAACGCAAGGCGGAGCCCCUUGAAAGACUGCAGUCCCAGCAUAGACAAUUCCAGGCUCGAGUAUCUCGACAAGCUCUCUUGGCACUUGAGAAUGAAGAGGAGGAGGAGGUCUUGGGGUCUUCUGUACCACAGAGAAGCACACUAGCUGAGCUGAAGAGCAGAGGGAAAAAGAUGGCCAAAGUACCCAUCAGCCGUGUCGGAGGUGCCCUGAAGGCUCCGGGUCAGAGCAGAGGACUCCAGAAUGCAGCUCCUCAGCAGAUGUGCAGUAACCGCAGGAUCACGAUUUUUGAUGAAAAUGCUGAUAGCACUUCUAGGGCAGAGUUACCCAAGCCUGUAGUCCAGCCAUGGAUGGCACCCCCUGUCCCUAGGGACAAAGAGAAUGAGCUACAACCAGGCCCGUGGAACACAGACAGACCCUUGGAAUAUAGGCCUCAUGGCAGCAAUUCAGCCUCUGUAUCAGCUGUGCCCCCUUCGCUUCCCAGCUUUACUCCUUAUGUGGAAGAGAGCGCUCAACAGUCAGUCAUGACACCGUGUAAAAUUGAACCUAGUAUCAACCACAUUCUCAGCACCAGGAAGCCUGGGAAGGAAGAAGGAGACCCCCUGCAGAGGGUGCAGAGUCACCAGCAAGGUUCCGAGGAGAGGAAGGAAAAGAUGAUGUACUGUAAGGAAAAGAUUUAUGCUGGAGUCGGGGAGUUCUCCUUCGAGGAGAUCAGAGCUGAAGUGUUCCGGAAGAAGCUGAAAGAGCAAAGGGAAGCCGAACUGCUGACCAGUGCGAAAAAGAGGGAAGAAAUGCAGAAACAGAUUGAGGAGAUGGAGAGAAAGCUAAAGGAAAUCCAGACUAUUCAGCAAGAGAGAGCUGGUGACCAGCAGCAAGAAGACAAGGGGCCUACAGAGGAGACAGCCAGACUGCAGAUUGCUUCAGAGUCUAAGGAAAUGCUGGCAACAUCUCUGUCCCAUUCUGUCUGUCCACUAAGCUCAAAUCCCAGGGAAACUUUACCAGCCAUAAACAUUUUGCAAGAACAGCCUGACUCUAAAGGUCCCAGCAUUCCUUUCUCGAUUUUUGAUGAGUUUCUUUCAGACGAAAAGGACAAAAGUCCUGCUGCAGAUUCUCCACAGGCUCUCAAAGCCCAGCGAAGACCCCUUGCAGUUCUCAAAACUGCAGAAAUCAUUGCCUCAAAUGAGGACAUGUCUCCUGAUGUUUGU
Messenger RNA from Cricetulus griseus (Chinese hamster), 1561 nucleotides. The record is from RefSeq and is a predicted model, not a curated record. NCBI's taxonomy places the organism in Eukaryota, Metazoa, Chordata, Mammalia, Rodentia, Cricetidae.